This is a messenger RNA of Peniophora sp. CBMAI 1063, 1914 nucleotides long. NCBI's taxonomy places the organism in Eukaryota, Fungi, Basidiomycota, Agaricomycetes, Russulales, Peniophoraceae. The record is from the annotation of a GenBank genome assembly.
AUGUCAUCGCCGUUCUCGCUCAUACCGCCAGAAGUCAUCCUCGAGAUAGCGCUAUACGCCCAGGAUCAAUGGCACACGGACGUGAUGUCCCCUCAAGCACCUUAUGCCGGUGUUCGUCGACUGGACUCCCCCCUUCCUCAGGGUACAAUGCGAGAGAAGCCUUGCUGUCAUAAUCUGGAAUACUCCGUAGUACCCGAGUGCUACGAUGACUCCCUUCCCAUCGACGGGCUGUCCCCUGCACACGCACUAAGCCUUACAUGCCGCUGGAUACGCAGCCUCGUCAUCGCCUUUGACCCGCUCUGGCAGACCGAGAGUGUAUUGUACCGGAAGAACGCGGAAAACUCCGGGCUGUAUCAUGUUUAUCCACCCCGGAGUCGCCAAUAUACUAUCGCGUACGGCUCGCGCACGUUGGUCGCUUUGCAAGCGUGCUCCUGCCUUCUCAAAGGCCUCAGCGCCUAUUAUCCAUCGCUGCAAAGCGUCAAGGUCGCCAUCGCCCCCGCAAUCCCCGGCCUACCAGGCUCUUGUGCGGAAGAGUUCUUCGAGAGACAUAACGGUGCUUUGCAUAGUAAACUGCAGCACUUUGAUCUUGAGAUUCUACAACAUUCCCGCACAGUCGACCGUUUCCACGUUCGUGCUGUUCGCACCACAUCGCUCCUCUCGUCGCGGGCUAUCAAAUCGUCGCUCGUGUUCUUCUCUCCCCGGCUAACCUCUUUGUAUCUAUUCUAUCCAUUAUCUCUUCGGCCUCGCCUCGGGCCGCGGUUCUUUGUCGCCCUGGUCGCAUGUGGCGAGAAGCUUCAAUACUUGACCAUUGAUGCGGGGAGCGCCGUUGUUCACGCCAUGAACCAUGUCGCACUUCCCGAACUACGAUACUUCCGUCUCGUAGCGCCCAUUCGAGAAGGAGCAUUCCUUCUCAGUCACUUGAGGCUUCCUGCCCAGGUAGAUAUCCAUCUAGAGCCUGUUGUCGAAUGGCGGGCCACCGCACCCACGCAUGAUGAUGAUGUCGCACCGCCGACACUGAGGUCUGAGGUGCCCUUUCACCUCUUGGACGAUGAGGCCGAAACGGGAAAUCGCCGAGGUGCACUAUGGAGAUAUGCUAACGCACUCGCGACGCCGGACAAGACGUGGGUUCUCUUUCAAGAUCUUCAUGCCAGCGCGCUGCCAGCAACAGAGAAUCUGUGGGAUACGCUCACCACGAUCGCGCUGGAUGUAAGACUGGAUCCCUCGGCGUCGGCGUCGGAACGCGAAUGUGCGCGAUUCCCGGAGGUUGUUGGUGUCAGCUAUACUCGGAGUGUACCAGAGAUGCAUACCCUCCUAUCAAACCCUGGUUUCGAUUGGAAAUCUUCCCCUCCGCCGAACGGGAAGACCACCGUGCGUCGCUCGCUCACGGUCAGGGACGGAGUGUACGACGCUGUUGUCAGGGACAGCUUCUACCGCCCGCAGUUCCUGAAACCAGUCUAUGAAUGUACGAAUUUCGUGCUGAACACCGCCCUCCGAGGGAAAAAGGAGACUUUGUUCUACGGGAGCCCGUCUUGCCGCUCCUUGGUGCUACACGAGGCGUCUUUCAUACCUCGCUACUCCAUGGGGUGGGAAAGCAUACUUUCUUCUUUUCUGAAACUUGAGCUGGUCGUCAUCCGCUGCCGGCGAAUCGACCUCGAAGGAGCCCUCGAUCUAUCGUCAGGGCAUCUUGAGCCGGCCCAUUUGGAGGCCCUGGCGAUCUACUUGAACGAUGCCGGGCAUCCCGACCAUCCUCCUUGUGUCCAUCUUAAACAGAUCCGCAUUGUAUGUCAGGACUAUCUUCCGACAACCAUGCGGUUAUUCUGCGCUCAUUGGGCUGCCCGCUACAACGGGCUGUCACGUUUGCGUCAGUGUGGGCCGAUAGAUGUGGCUAUGUCGAGUAUGGACUCUUUACAAUGA